Vitis riparia (riverbank grape) is the source of this 3155-nucleotide messenger RNA. RefSeq names its product U11/U12 small nuclear ribonucleoprotein 48 kDa protein-like. The record is from RefSeq and is a predicted model, not a curated record. The transcript is spliced from 6 exons. Lineage: Eukaryota; Viridiplantae; Streptophyta; Magnoliopsida; Vitales; Vitaceae. The coding region runs from base 16 to 2127 and encodes 703 amino acids.
AACCCUAAUACUAACAUGUUGAACACGGUAACUCCAAACCCUGACCUCACCAGCACCCUCUCUGCCCUCAAAGCCCUAAUCCACCAAUCCGAAACCGCCGUAACCUCCACCCACAACCUCCUCCACCACCAUUGCUUAGCCGCUCUCAGUCCGUGCCCCUUCGACCCACGCCACCGCAUGCCGCCGGAGUUCCUCUUCCGGCACCACCUCCGAUGCCCUUCAUCACAUUUUCCUCCUCUCGACCCCUCCAUUCUCCAAUCCCUUCGCUACCCCAAAACCCUCCAAUCCCAAAGCCCAAAUUCCUUUCUGCAACCCCUUCGUGACUCCAAUUCCGAACUAUGCUUCUCCCUGGACCAGUUCGGGGAUUUCGGAUCGAAUUUCUUCUACCGGGAUUGCCCUGGAGUGGUGGAGCUCGAUAGCCCUCAUAGGACUUUGACUCUUCCUGGAUUAUUAUCAGUUGAAUGUGCAAAUUUUGUUGGUGUUGGCGAUGAUGGAAGAAUUGGAGGGGCUUCUAGGGAGUGUGUUAGGCUUCUUCCAUCAGAGCUGUGGGAAUUUAGAAGGGAAAUUGGGCUGUGGAAUGAUUUCCCGAGUUCGUAUUCCUACGCUGUACUUCGGGUGGUUUUGUGUGCGGAAAUGGUCAAAGAGGGUGAUUUCUUGAAGUGGGUGAUCGCAAAUUCGCCUUGGUAUGGUGUUGUGAUUGAUGUGGCUAUGAGGGACCAUAUAUUUGUGCUGUUUAGGCUUGUUUUGAAAGCAAUUGUAAGGGAGGCGAUUUCUUGGGAUGUGAAGGGGAAAGGUUUGGAGAUGAAUUCAAAAACUAUGAGUUUAGAGUGUCCCAAUUUGGUUCAAGCAAUGAUGUGGUUAGCUUCUCAAAUCUCUGUUUUGUAUGGUGAAGCGAAUGGGAAGUUCUUUGCUAUAAACAUGCUUAAGCAAUGCCUAUUCAAUGUGGCAUCAGGGUUGGUGUUGUUUGCAUUGGAGGAAAAUGUGAGUGUAUCCCCUGCUUCAAAACAAGUUUCUGGGAAUGUCGAUGCUGAUGUCAAUAAUAUCAGGAAUGCUAAACUUGAGCCACCUCAAAUGGGUACAGAGUACUAUGAAAGGGCAAUUUUUGUGUCCCAAGUAGCAGCGGCAGUUGCAGCAUUGCAUGAAAGGUCCUUACUGGAACAAAAGAUCAAGAGUUUGCGACUUUCUCAGCCAAUUCCAAGAUAUCAGCUGAUGGCUGAGCAUGCUUGUUUGACAGCAAGAGCUGAUGAAGAACGUAAAAACAAUCCCAACUAUAAACCUAUACUCGAACACGAUGGGCUUCUUUGGCAGCGAUCACGUAACCAGGAAUUGAGUAAGACUAGGACAAGAGAAGAGCUAUUGGCUGAAGAAAGGGAUUACAAACGCCGAAGAAUGUCAUAUCGUGGCAAGAAGUUGAAGCAAACAACAACAGAGGUGAUGAGGGAUAUAAUAGAAGAAUACAUGGAGGAAAUCAAGCAGGCUGGAGGGAUAGGAUUCUCUGUGAAGGGAGCUGAAGAGGGAAAUGUACCUCCAUCCAAACUACUUUCUCCUCAUGAUUCAUCGAUAGACACUUAUGAGCUGGAAAAAAUUAUGCACACUUCAUCUGAAUCAAGAGGAGGCUCACAAGAUCUCAGGAAAGAAUUACCUUCUGAUUAUAAAGUCAGAUCUACAAGAUCUGAUGAUUCUUAUUCUGAUGAUCAUGAGCAGCAUAGAAGAGUAUCACAUGGGUAUGAUGGGAAUCUGGAAUAUCAUAAAAAAAGCUUCAGUAGGGAUAAACAUGAUAGGGAAUACAAUCCCAGAAGCUCAGAAAGGAACAGAAGUGAUGGGCGGUCACAUGAACAGACUAGGCAUAGGAGCAAGCGAGGUGAUGCUGAAGUGACUAGGGUCAAGCAACAUGAACCAUCUUCCAGCAUGCCCAAAUAUCGAGAUAAUAGAGCAUUUUCAUCUGUAUCAAAACGUGUGAAUGAUUCCACCAUGGAAAGAGAUGAUAGAAGAUCAGAAGCUAAAGAUAGAUGGAAGAGGAAAUCAUAUGGAAACAAUUUAUCAGAAUCAAUGGUCCAAAACUCAUUUGAUGAUAGGUACGAUCCUUCAGCAUCUGAUGAUAUACAUGAGAAUGAUAUUUCCUCUUGAAGCAAGUGCGUCAAGCCAGACAAAUUAUAUAGAUGAAAUGGCAUUGCGAAUUUCAAUUACCAGCUGAAUGACUAACCAGCAAAAAGAACAUUAAACCCUCAGUAGUUCUUUCACAAUUUUGGUAAGAAGCAUUCAGGCUUCAGCAGUUUUAUCUACAUCUGUAUCCUUCUUUGUAUCCUCAACUAUUUUACUUUGUUUGUUCAUGCAAACCUUGUCAUCUUGUUAAUAGUUGUUUGUUCUUUUACUCCUUUCCACUCUUGGGAAAUCAUAACAAUAGACUUCAAUCAGCCUUUCUGAACAUGAAUAUCUCUCCCUUUAUUUUAACCAAGGAUUUAAAAAGUUGCUUGCACUUGCCUUGAGGCUUCUAAAAUUACAUAAUGGUUUUGUUAUCAUGAGGCAAGGCAUAGUGAAAGGUGCACCUCUUAUACCUUUUCUGGUGAAUCUCAUUAAGCACUCGAUGUGACUCAAUCGCCAACUUUUUUCUUUUUAACUUUUAAGAUUGCAACAACUUCUGCCUCUUUUGCUCGAGAAACCAAGAAGCUGGUGGGUCUCCGGUCAUGCCAUGGCUUUGGUAUCUUCAUCUCUGCUCUCUGUCACGAUACAGAUGUAAGUAGGGCUUAAAUGGGCGAUAUUUAGCUUCUUCUCUCACAAAUUACACAAAUGGAGGAAACAGGCUUUCUUAUAUUUUCCAGGUAUGGGAACAAUGUUUUAGUGGAAUAAGUUGAUUUGAUUUUCGUAGUUAACAAAGAAUAGGUUCAUAUUUGUAGCAUUUUUCUCUUUGUGAUGAAGGUUGUUGGGGUAGGAAGAGAAUGAAACCAACCAACCUUCAACAAGUUUGAUCUUGCCUUUUUUCAUUACUAAUCUCUACACACUAAACUCAGAAGAAAUCAUCUGAUUUUGAUGAAUUUUUGGCACUCUCUUGAGAAGCAACUUUGCUUGGUAAACCUAUUUACAUUGAGGGGAUGUUUGGAACCUUGAAGAUUGAUUUUAGGAAUGGACAUAGGAAUCAAAAGUUUGUUGUUGUGGAA